UGAAAAAAUGAUGACGCUAUCUCUUGCAGCAGGUAAGACACUUUGGUCAACUGUAUGUCUACUAAAUCUUCAUUUUUAAAUAACUAAAUAAAAAUCCUCCAUUGAUUUACACAUCUAUUUGCCGGUGAACUUUUUUGAUUAACAAAAAAAAAAAAACUAUUGGUGGUUGAUGCACAUAAUAACCUGGAACAACAUGGCCAAAAAUAUAUCUGCUUUAAUAGAAAGUAAUAAUCGGGCAUCAUAAUUCAUGGGCUGAUCGUUAAAGGAUUUUUAUAACCUUAUACUAACAAACUUUCCCCUCUGCAGGUCUUUGCUUGAUCUUCGCCAGCUUGGGUAAGUUCAUUACAGACAUCAAACACAACCACAGCUCUGCUUGCACAUACACAAUACCCAGUGGUCGACAGAUGAUCGUAAAAACAAGAAGGACAUUGAUAUGACUAAUCUCUUCAAAAACUACUAUUCUCAUGAUUUUCCAUCAUCCCUUAGCUUCUUCUACAAGCAGGCUGGUGUGUUACUUCAACAGUGAGGCUGAAAGAAGGCCCGCCAUGGGGAAGAUGACUGUGUCAGAGAUUGAUCCGAACCAGUGCACCCAUCUGGUUCUUGCCUUUCACGGCAUACGUGAAAAUGAGAUAGCAGCUAUGAAUGAAACGGAUAUUCAACAGUAUUCAGACUUCAAUGGACUCAAAACCCGGUCAGUACUUCAGCCAACGGAUACUGUGGAAACUAAGGUGUUCCAUAUUUUUUGCGAUAAACAUAACAAGACAUAACACUGACAUUAAACAAUUUCUAUGCUCUCAUAGUAAUCCACUUUUGAAGACCCUGGUAGCUGUUGGUGGCCCGAAUGUCAACCCACAAGAGUAAGUUCUCUUUUCAAACGCUCAGGCACUUUUGGUCUUACUGGUUCUCACAUGCCUAGAGGUUUUUGCCAGAAACAUAAAUUGUUAUUUCUAAUGUUUGCAAAAUGUAUGGUCAUUUCCAAAGGAGGCCAGUAACUGUGCAUGAUGAUGAUAGGCUCAUGCUGUGGAUUAUAUUUGUUAUUAUCAUCACUAGUGGAAAACACAGUUAUGAAGUAGAGGUGUGAAAAGCACUAAUUCACCUUUUCUUUUACAGGUUCAGUUCAGUGAUGAAUUCAAUGGAGAACGAAAGGGCAUUUAUCCUGUCUGUCGGCAGAUUAUUGAGAUUAAACAAUUUUGAUGGAGUAGUCAUUGACUGGAGGUACCCUGGAGGCCAGCCACAGGACAAGACUCAAUUCACAAAGCUGUGCAACGUUAGAGGCAUUUCCAGAAACAUUCCAUUAUCUUACUGCUGUAUGAAAAUAUUUAUAUCUAAUGGAGACAAAACCCCACUUCUGUGUUGUACAGGACUUAAAUCAGGCAUUUAUGAUUGAAGCAAGUGCAGUCGAACUGGACAAACUCCUGGUAGUAGCAUCUGUCUCUGCUGACAGAGAAACCAUUGACAACGGCUAUGAAGUGGAGGAGAUUGCCAAGUAAAGAGUUUUCUAAGUAAUCACUGUCUGCCUACAAUUUAUGAGUGUUAUUUGUCAGUGAAGGUGAUGUCCUCUGCUUGUUAUUAGGUCCCUGGAUUUUAUUAAUGUGCUGACGUUUGACUUCCACGGCCCCUGGGAAAGCACCACAGGACAUCACAGCCCCUUGUUCCAAGGAUCACAGGACACCGGAGACAAAAUCCACUCAAACACUGUAGGCAUGAGGGUUAAAAAUUUCAUUUUCUUACACAAGUUUUUAUAUUUUAUUUUGACGUUUGGUUUGCACGUUUUAGGACUCUGCCCUGAAGUACUGGCAGGCCAAGGGAGCACCCGCAGAGAAGCUGAACAUGGGGCUGGCAGCCUAUGGGCGAGCUUUUUCCCUCUCAUCUGACUCCACUGAUGUUGGAGCACCAGCAAGUGGUCCUGCUGAGGAAGGCUGCUACACCGGUGAAGAAGGACUUUGGGCCUUUUAUGAGGUAUGACUGCAAGUUAUAAGUAUUUGCAGUUUAUACCGUGAUCGUCAUUAUCUACCCACACUUUCCAUGUAUUUGUUGUGUUGUAAAUCAGUCUACCUUGAUUCAAUCUAAAUAAGAAAUCGUGCCUUUCUUUUUAGACCUGCCUUUAUCUCGAGGAGGGUACAGUAAAGGGCAUUCCUGAUCAGAAAGUUCCUUAUGGCGUAGCAGAAGGUCAGUGGGUUGGAUAUGAUGAUGAAAACAGCCUGGAUGACAAGGUAAUCAUCAUCUCUAUCCAAAAUCCAUUAAUCAGUGGCUAAUUUGACAAUGUCAGGUGGCACAAAAGUUAGAUUUUAAUGAUUUUUUUUUUUUUUGCUCAGGUUGAUUACCUCGAGGCAAACAAUUUUGGAGGGGUUGUAGUCAUGUAUCUAGACUUCGAUGACUUCACUGGACAGUUCUGUAAAAGGGGUAAAAGCCCCUUCAUCAGCAAACUGCAUGAUCGCAUUGUGACAGGUAAUGACACUGCAGAAACUGUUCAUCAUAAUUUGUCUUACAAUUAUGGUUUUAGUGUGUAUAAUAUUUUGUUUAAUUCACCUCUGAGUUGUCAACUAAAUGCUCAACUACAUGUAUUAGUUUUACUUUAUUUUAUUCACGUGCGUAGUUUCUAGGUAGCAAUAACUGCUAAUGCAAAGACUUUCCACAAAAUGACACAAAAUGGUCACCCAAAGGAAGCUCAAUUUACUCAAUAUACACAUCCUUUUCUUACAGGUUCCUCUCAAUUACCCAGUACCUCUACAACUCAACCAGCUACAACCACAUCUCCACCUACAACCAAAGCUACAACUACUAAAACUACAACCACAUCUCCACCUACAACCAAAGCUACAACUACUAAAACUACAACCACAUCUCCACCUACAACUGCUAAAACUACAACCACAUCUCCACCUACAACCAAAGCUACAACUACUAAAACUACAACCACAUCUCCACCUACAACCAAAGCUACAACUACUAAAACUACAACCACAUCUCCACCUACAACCAAAGCUACAACUACUAAAACUACAACCACAUCUCCACCUACAACUGCUAAAACUACAACCACAUCUCCACCUACAACCAAAACUACAAUCAAAACAAAAUCUAAUGGAGAAAUCUGUGGGAGUGGUGAGAGUGGGAUUUACCCUGACCCUGACAGUAACACCCAUUUUUACAACUGUGAUCAUGGUAGUGCAACUCGCCAAGAAUGUUCUUCUGGUUUGGUCUUUAAAGAGCCUUGCAAAUGCUGUGAUAAUCCCUAA
Messenger RNA from Xyrichtys novacula (pearly razorfish), 3239 nucleotides. Lineage: Eukaryota; Metazoa; Chordata; Actinopteri; Labriformes; Labridae. The record is from the annotation of a GenBank genome assembly.